CUUAGCGCAGUGGAGCAGAGAAUAACAGUAACGCAGCAGCUGGAUGGAGCAGAGGAGCGUUUGGAGAGUCCAAAUUGUGCGCACACUGACAGUGACGCUAGGACAGCGGGUUUAGGAGGCGUGUGCGCGCCUGAUUCUCACGGCGCAUAUAGUGUGGCUUUAACAAGGCGUCCACAUGUCAGGGAUCCGUUAAUUUACCCCCAGUAAAACCGCCAGAGCGAGGCAGGACCGAGAAGAGUCCCUGUCACCGUCCCUGUGCGUCUGUCUGUGGGUGCGUACCGGGAUUAUCAUUACGCACGUUACGCGGAGCGCAGUUUGGGUGAUGCGUUCAGUCGUGAGGGGUGCAGCGGGGAGCAGCGACUGUGAGCUCGGGCAUCCAGCGGCAUAAUCAGCGCCGCGUCUGGAGCAGGGAUCCGGCUGUUAUGGGGACACGGUUCGUGCACGUCGCAGGAUUUCGACCCUCAUCUUCUUUAUUUUGAGGAAUCCUCCGUCUUUGUUGCAGAGCGCAAGUCAAAGAUGCGCACCGCUGAACAAAGGAUUUAGAGGGAAAACGAUCAAGAAUCUCUUCCAUAUUUUAAUCCUCACACCUCGUCGCGUUUCGUCUCCCACGUUUGGACUCGUGUUCAUGCACAUUCUGCCUCCGAGGACAACGGGCACGGGCUGAAUAACCGGGAUCCUCCGGGCUCAUGUGGACGGAGAGCGACCGCGGAGCUCAUUCCGAAAUGUGACAUUUUUAAAGAAAAAAUUCUGACUCCCAUCAAACCUGACAACUGUGCGUCCGUCUUCAUCCUUCAUCACAUUUGUUUACAUCGAUCCAGAGAUGGCGUUCCUCCCAGUCCUCCUCCUGCUGCUGUUGGCUGUUUCUCAUGGUGCCGACGGUCAGAACUCGGACCCUGAGGCCCUCCCUCGAGGCUGUGGCUGGGGCCUGGUGCGUCCUUACACCCUCCUCUGUGACCUGGACUCCAUCUGGGGUGUGGCUGUUGAAUCUGUGGCUGCCAGUGGGACUCUGGCCUCCAUCUUACUCGCCCUCGUCCUGCUGUGCCGUUUACGCCACAUCAGCGAGGCCGAGAAGCGGAGCGGCGUGGGGCCCAUCCUCCUGCUGCUGCUCGGCAUCCUGGGCUUGUUCGGCCUGAGCUUCGCCUACCUGAUAGAGCAGGAUGAAUCGCUGUGUCUCCUCCGCAGGGCCCUGUGGGGCCUCCUGUUCGCCGUCUGCUUCUCCUGCCUGCUGGUUCAGGGCGUCCGUCUGCGCAGGUUGGGUCGGGAGCGUCGGAGCCCCGGCGGCUGCGCCCUCACCGGUCUGGCGUUGGGUUUGAGCGCCGUGCAGGGCAUCAUCGCUGCCGAGUGGCUGCUCCUGACUGUGCUGAGGGAGGGAAGAGCUGCCUGUCAGUACCUGCCUCUGGACUUCUCGCUAGCCUGCAGCUACGUGCUAGCCCUGCUGCUGGCCGCGCUGACCGCCGCCUCCCUGGCCCUCUGUGGGAAGACGCGUCAGUGGCGCUGCAACGCCAUCUGGCUGCUGCUGACCUGCCUGCUGUCGCUACUGCUGUGGGUGGCCUGGGUGGGCUUCUACCUGUACGGCAACGCCUGGCUCGGCAGGUCCCCGGACUGGAACGACCCGGCGCUGGCGAUUGCUUUAGUGGCUCAGGGCUGGCUGCUGCUGAUCUUCCACGCCAUCCCUGAAUCCCACAUCUGCCUGAGACCCCCGCCGCAGCCCACCGCCCCAGAUUACUUUGACACAUCCCAGAACUCAACGCGAAUGAGGGAGACGAGCUUCGACGAGGACAUCCCUCUGUCUCACAGGCAGUUUGUGGAGAACCAGGGCUACGGAUACAACGACGAGAACACCGCAGGUCUGAGGAGUGGUGGUGGUGCCGGUCAACACAACAGUAACACCGGCGCCCGGCCCAGCGCUCCUUUCCGUAGCAACGUGUACCAGCCCACUGAGAUGACCAUGAUCCUGAACGGGGGAGCGGUGAGUACAUCCUCCCAAUCUCAGGUGCCGUCUGCUCCUCCCACGUACACGGGGAGGCAACUGUGGUGAGCGAGAGGUUUGGAAAGAGGAUAGAAAAUGAAGAAGAGGAUGGAGGGGUGAGGAGGGAGAGGUCCAGGACGAGGAGCCCGUCCGGUUGGGUUGGACUUAAUGGAUGCCUGCGGGGGCCCUUGGACUCUGUGUACAGACUUUAACACUGACUGUGUGCCAAUCAACUAUUGUAUGAGUGUGUGUGAGACUGAGAGGACGUCGGGUAUGGAGGACAGAGCUAAAGCUUUUCUAGCACACAAGUCUCGAUAGAAGAGUUUAAAACCUUGAAAAGCGACCAGCAAGUAGCAAAACAAAAGACCUGCUGACUCAGAUGUGAAAACAUCCUCAUGCAGUAUUCCUUCCUCUUCCUUCUCUCGCUAUGAUUUGUUCCUCUGACUCCUUGAAAGCUGUGAAAUCCGUCGCCUUUUCCUGCUCUGUCAGGCAGGAUUGUCUUUUUCUGCUGCUUCUCACCGUGCUGGCGCUCAAGUGAAACAUUUGGCUCUGUCCUCCAUCAUCCACAGCGUAGGUGAAGCCAGAGCACAUGGGCAACUGUACAGCUCGAGCACCGCCCUCUUAAAAAUACUCCAGCCUCUGUGGGUGUGCAUGUACAUGAGUAUAUGAGAGGAAGGAGCGAGUGAAUACCCCACAACUCUCCCACUCCAGCAAACCCUCCCUCUCCAAGACUGUCGCUGUUUGUCCUCCCUCCCUGUUCCUGCAUUUCUCUGAAUAUAACUCCUCUCACCUCGCGUCAUCCUCCCUCCUGCAUGGACACUUUGCGAACACAAACUGUGAAACUGCAGACUGGAAAAGAAAGUUCCCGGCGACCGAGGGCAGCGUGGAGCACCUGAACAAAGCUGCCGUUAGACGUAGGAUGGAACGGGGAGGCUUGUGAUUGGCCGAGGAGGGCGUCAGUCAUCAGCGGGGAGGCGCCGCGUGGUGAAUCUAGGUCAGACUGCUGCUCCACCACAUCUCAAUGGCCACUGGCGGUUUGAAGCAGCCAGGAGAAACUGUCACUUUAUAUCAGCAGGAAACAGAGCGAGGAAGUGGAAUGGUCUCCUAUUCCUCUAUCUGUGUUUGUGAGUGUUGUGAUUCCACGAGAAAAUUCAAAGAUGCUCUCUGGUGCUAAAUAUUCCUCCACACGACCCUCCAGCGAGGCUCAGAAGCAACACUUCUGUAGAUACGGGAGUGAAACUGUGAGCGGCAGACUAUAUAUAGAGCUGCGUGGAGAUAUUCUAGAGCCUUAGGAAGAUCAGAUUUACAGUACAGGGUAGGAAGAGGAGGAUGGAAUCUGAGAGGAGGAGGAGGAGGAGGAGGAGGAGGAGGAGGAGGAGGAGGAAGGAGAGACGGUCCGAGGGGAGUAAAAUCUCUGUGACUUCUUUCUCUAAUCUGUGUGAGAAAAUGGCUGCCUGGUGUGUGUCUGUGAUGUGGAGGCGGCCGUGUGGCUCUAUGUGGUCGUCUUCUUUAUCUACUGAGGCGUCUCUCCCUCCUCCUGUCUCUCUGUGGUCGGCUAUAAUUCAAGUCCCAGUGCCAAGAAGGACUCUUGUUUCACCGGAGUCUCUGUUUCACGCCCUUUUCCCUCCAUCGUGACACCAGCUCUCUCCUUCACCAGAGAAGCUGUGUACAUAAUAGUGCUGUAAAGCGUUGCUUGCUUGUUUACUUUUUUUUUUUUUAAACUGUAGGCUGAGUUUAGACACACUGGAAAACUGACCACUGCAAACCGAUUUUAUCUCUUUUUUUAAAAACUGGUUUGCUUUCUGUUCAUAAAUUUGCUUGUUGUUACUUUUACUUUUCUCUUGCUGGUGUCUUUUUUUUUUAAACUAGCAUUUUGGAAAUGUUUUGCCAACACUAGGUAUGCUUUUGUUUUUCUGUUUGUUUGAUUAAUGUUCAAGGAAAUCAUGUGAGUUGUCAUUUAUGAGGGUUUACGUCGGUUGUACCUCCUAAUCUCGGUCCACUCUUUGCUGUUAGGGGGAUACAAACAUACCCAUUAUGAAAUAUUCAGAAAAACCACUGUGGCUGUGAAUAAUUUUGGCACUUCAUGCAGUAAACAGCGACUUAUUCUGUGAUAUUUUUAGGGAUAACUAUAAAAAGCAAGAGCAGGGAGGGCAGAAUAAACUAACUCCCAGCCCGCCAACAGUCGGUCCAGUGACCCCGGAUCUUCCAUCAGCCUCGACUAAGAAAAGAUCAGGGGUCAACCGUCGACUGCUGCUGUAUGUUUAUGUCUCACACACUGGCUAUUCUAAAAUAGGACUGGUACUCGCAUGCCAGCUUCAUGCCCAAAGACAGCCUGUCCCACUACGUCAGGCUCUGUUUGGGCCGCCGCUGGUCAGAAACCAUAGAAGAAGACGAGUCCUCAGGGUUUGGGAUGGUCAGCAGUAAAGGGACAGAGCUCCUGAGUGUCAACACUCGGAGCUGAGGGGGAGGUUUCAGUUCUUGUGAUGUUUUCACUCAAUGUGGAGUACAGAAAAAAAAAAAGAACAAUAACAUGAUGUGACUUCGUAGAUUUUGCACUUGUCGACUACCUAUCUGUGCAUGCUUAUCACCAUUUCUACAUAUAAGACCUUUCUCAGACGUACUUUUGAAUACUAACUCUAUUUAUGUAAAGGUCGUAUGACAGCAAUCAUAAUUUCAGUGUAUAUCAGAUGACACACUUAAUGUCUGUGCUUUCUUAAACACAAAAGAGAGCUGGUUCUUGAGAAGCAAAGAGAUUAAAAUCAGGGGAAAUGGUCCAAAAUAGAAUGAUUCCCCAAAAGGAACAAAAUGCCAUCAACACUGGACCUAAUAAUAACUUCCUCUGUUAGUUUGAAGACUUGAGGGAAAAAAAAAAACAGAAUCUUCUGACUGAUAUUGUCUCUGUGUUUAAAUCAAAUAGACUGUGGUGAAAUUUGCACAAAACUUGUAUGUUGAGUUUGUCUUUCCCUGGGUAGCCCAUCUGAACACCCAUCCUCCCCGGGGUUGACAUGUCCUUGCCUGUCCUCUUCUGAUUCGUCUCGCCUUCAGACUGUUCCAGCGGAGCAGCUGACCGGCCGAUAUUGGUUUUCACAGCGAUGACUGUGCAGUGACGCAGCAUGCCUAUGUAUAGAACUUGAUUCCCCUGAUUAGAAAAAGAAAAAAAAAACAAGUUAACUCUCUUGUUUCUGUAACUGAUUCAGGAAAAAAAAGUUCAAUAAAAGUGUCAUGUUUGUAGUUAA
Messenger RNA from Amphiprion ocellaris (clown anemonefish), 5205 nucleotides. RefSeq names its product G protein-coupled receptor, class C, group 5, member Ba (gene gprc5ba). The transcript has 4 exons. Gene Ontology annotation, biological process: G protein-coupled receptor signaling pathway. Gene Ontology annotation, cellular component: signaling receptor complex; extracellular exosome; plasma membrane. The record is from RefSeq and is a predicted model, not a curated record. Lineage: Eukaryota; Metazoa; Chordata; Actinopteri; Pomacentridae. Gene Ontology annotation, molecular function: protein kinase activator activity; protein kinase binding; G protein-coupled receptor activity. The coding region runs from base 821 to 2038 and encodes 405 amino acids.